This is a messenger RNA of Pistacia vera, 1264 nucleotides long. RefSeq names its product DDT domain-containing protein DDR4. NCBI's taxonomy places the organism in Eukaryota, Viridiplantae, Streptophyta, Magnoliopsida, Sapindales, Anacardiaceae. Gene Ontology annotation, biological process: regulation of DNA-templated transcription. The coding region runs from base 216 to 1238 and encodes 340 amino acids. Gene Ontology annotation, cellular component: RSF complex. The record is from RefSeq and is a predicted model, not a curated record. The transcript has 10 exons.
AGGGCACAAAACGAGACGAUGGAGUGAAUCAAGAUUUCUAGAGGCGGUUCUGAAAAAAAUUAAUUAUUAACCCUAGCUACCAAACCUGACCAUGAUUUGAGGUAAAACUAUUUAGGCGGGAAAACCUCAAAAUUUACCCUCCUCUCCCUCUGUUUCAACUUUUAUUUUCUCAAACACAAACCGAUUUAUUUUCCAUCCACUUCCACUCUCUCGAAAUGGCCAGUGGACGCCGAAAACCGACGCCGUCUCCUAAAAAGACAGGUGGACAGAACAUGGCAGAGGUGAAGGAAGACGCAGUCAUUGUCUUGGACGAAUCGUCUUCUGAAUCUGAGGUCAAAAAGUUACGUGAACGAUGGGAACUGGCUUGUGUUCUCAAUUUUUUGAACGUGUUUGAGCCAGUUAUUGGAAGUGGCUUGAAGUUGACCGCUGAAGAGAUUGAGAUGGGACUUAUUGAGCCUAAUAGUUCUAAUGCUCAGCUUCACAUUGUACUGUUAAAGGGGAUACCACCUGUGAGUAAACUAUUAAAUGGUUCUGAUGCAUGGGUGUCUGUACUUCGUAAGAAACUUGCUAUGUGGUGGCCAUGGGUUGCUGAAGGGGAGAUUCCAUUAACUGCAGUUAAGGGAGAGGAAAUAUCUCGAUACAAAGAAUUAGAACCAACAUGUCGGUUACUAAUUCUAAAAGUGCUUUGUGAAAUCCGAGCUGAUCAAGAUGAUGCUGUGUCUUACAUUAAUGAUGCCCUAAAACAAGGAAAUCAAAUUUCUAGUUUCCGCAAAGAUAAGAUUGGAAAAGAUGCAAAUGGAACUUCAUACUGGUAUGAUGGAAAUACAACUAUUGGUUAUAGGUUGUACAAGGAAGUAAACAAAACUGGGUUAAAAACUAAAUGUAAAGGAAAAGCGUGUUUAAAUCUACCAGCUAAUUGUACACAAUGGGAAACACUUGCUACCAAUUUUGAGGAAUUUUGCGAAGUUGUGGAUGAACUGUCAUGUAGCAAAGUUGUGGCAGAAGUUGCUGUUGGCAAGACAAUUGCCAAUGAUGCUAUUCCGGUUGUUGAAAAGUUACAUAAGAAGAAAGAAAGGUCAUUGAAACGGAAACAAACACAAGAGAUGCUCCUGCUGAAUGAUUUUAGAAAUUCUUGUGCUGUUGGGAUAACUCGUUCUUGUAGGAGUCGUAGGCCCAUCAGUUAUACAUUUGAUGAUUAUGAUCGGGCCAUUGAUGAGGCUAUAGCGCUAACAAAGUAAGAUUUAUCUAAUUUGAUUGUUUGCUG